Lathyrus sativus (Indian pea) is the source of this 1386-nucleotide messenger RNA. The record is from the annotation of a GenBank genome assembly. Lineage: Eukaryota; Viridiplantae; Streptophyta; Magnoliopsida; Fabales; Fabaceae.
AUGUCGUCGACGGUUGAAGCAAAAGGUCGAACAGUUGGUGGCACCGAAUAUAGCUGGUGCAAAGCGAUCCGCGGUGGCACCGGCAUUGCAGUUCUAUCACUCCUCCUCACAAAACCCAUCGACAUUUCCCGUUUCCAAACCGCCCUCCACAAACUACAAAAUUCCCAUCCUAUCCUCCGAUCAAAACUCCACCAUUCGAACACAACAGACACAGCAUUCUCCUUCGUCACCUCUCCCACUCCCUUCAUCAAAAUCGAAUCCCACAGCCUCACCGCCACCUCCGAGAUUCUCAAAAACAACAAAAACGACACCAUUUCCAUUUCUCCGUUACAAAAAAUCCUCGAACACGAACUCAACCGUAACACGUGGCAAGAGCAAGACUGUAGCACCACCGGCUCCGACAUGCUGUUUGUGACCGUUUACGCUAUGCCUGACGCGAAAACAUGGGUGGUGGUUAUGAGGCUUCAUGUGGCAGCUUGUGAUAGAACGACCGCGGUGUCGCUGUUGAGAGAGUUGCUUGUGUUGAUGAAGAAAGAUGAAAAAGAGACUAAUGGUGUUGAGAUUGAGAAUGUUGUUCCUUUGGCGAUUGAGGAUCUUGUUCCUGGUCGGAAAGCGAAGAAGAAUAUUUGGGCGCGUGGGUUAGACGUGCUUAGUUAUUCUGUUAAUUCGUUUAGGUUUACUAAUUUGAAAUUUAGUGAUACGAAAAAUGCUAGGUUUUCACAAGUGGUUAGAAUGCAACUGAAUCAAAAUGAUACCAAGAGGGUUUUAGAUGGUUGUAAGCGGAGUAAGAUUAAAGUGUGUGGAGCAAUAUCAGCAGCAGGAUUAAUGGCGGCACAUAGUAACAAGAAUAGUUGUAAGAAGUACGGGAUUAUUACCCUCACUGACUGCCGGUCCACGCUGGACCCGCCUCUCUCAAGUCACCAUUUUGGGUUUUAUCACGCUGCCAUCCUGAGCAACCAUGUGAUGAAAGGUGGUGAAAGUCUUUGGGAACUAGCCAAGAGGACUUAUGGAGCAUUUUCCAGCUCUAAGAACAAUGACAAGCAUUUUUCAGAUAUGGCUGACAUGAAUUUUCUCAUGUGCAAGGCCAUAGAGAAUCCUGGUUUGACAUCUUCAUCAAGAACAUCGAUAAUGUCGGUGUUCGAGGAUACGGUGUUUGACGACGGUGGCGAGAUGCAACGAGAGGAAGGGGUUGAUGACUACAUGGGGUGUGCUUCGGUUCAUGGUUUGGGACCGUCUAUGGCUAUUUUUGAUACCAUAAGAGAUGGAAAGCUAGAUUGUGUGUGCGUGUAUCCAGCACCGUUGCAUUCUAGGGAGCAAAUGCAAGAGAUUACAAACAAGAUGAAGGCUAUUCUCAUUGAAGGUGGAAAAACAUAUGAGGAAUGUUGA